Messenger RNA from Aegilops tauschii subsp. strangulata, 885 nucleotides. Its product is annotated as F-box/LRR-repeat protein At2g42720-like. Gene Ontology annotation, molecular function: protein binding. The record is from RefSeq and is a predicted model, not a curated record. Lineage: Eukaryota; Viridiplantae; Streptophyta; Magnoliopsida; Poales; Poaceae.
AUGGCGAGCGGGGUGGAUCGCAUCAGCGCCCUCCCGGAUGACGUCCUCCACCAAGUGCUCCACUUCCUGCCGUCUCAAGAGGUGGUGCGGACGUGCAUGCUCGCCCGGCGCUGGCUCGGCGUCUGGAGGUUCAUGCCCGCCCUCCGCUUCAACGGCGCCAAGGGGUGGGGCAGCGCCGACAAGUUUGCCCAGUUCGUGGACCACCUCCUUCACCUCAGAUUCGGGGACGACGGCGGCAGAUGCGCGCCUCUGGAUUCCUGCGAUUUCGACUUCGAUGCCGACGGGUUCAUGCGAUUGCCCGCUAACGAGCGGCAUGCGAGCAACUGGAUCUGGAAAGUCGUGCCCCGUGUCCGAAUGCUACGGCUUCGUGUGGUCGAGUUUGGGCAGGAGCCCUCGCCAUUAUCUGAUCUGCAUCUCGUUUCCCAGCACCUCACCAAGUUAGAGCUUGGACCUUCAUAUGUGACUGAAACAGAAGGAAUGUACAAACCAUUGGGACUGUCAGUUGCAUCUAACUGUCUUAAGAUCGUUGAAAUCAGAUGUGCAAAUGUUGACUGGUGGAGCCGAAUUCUUUUCGACAGGGAUUUGAAGUGGUGCCCUACAUUUACCAAGUUGAAGACUUUGUUACUCAAUGAUUGGUGUUUGGCUGCCGACCACAAUGCACUGAUUUGUUUUCUUCAACACUCGCUGGUUUUGGAGAAGCUUACACUUCAACUUUCUAAGGGACCUUCAUAUGUGACUGAAACAGAAGGAAUGUACAAACCAUUGGGACUGUCAGUUGCAUCUAACUGUCUUAAGAUCGUUGAAAUCAGAUGUGCAAAUGUUGAUAGUAAGGUUUCAAUUUUGUUUGCAGUAGUUUCAGCUAAAACUAGAGGUAUGAUGAUCUGA